AUGCAUGCAUUCAUCGGCAGGCACUGCACUGAUUCUGGCGAUACGUACCGCCCUCGUGAGCGGUCUCGAUCUCCUCGUCGACGCUCCAGGAGCCCCGGUCGCCAGUCUCGCCGUCGCUCCUACUCUCCACGCAGCAGGUCCAACAGCAGAGACGACUAUCGCCGUGGCCGCGAUCGCUCGCCCAUGACUGGAACAGGCGCUCCUGGUGGAGGAUCUGGGACUGGUUUCGCUGGCCAAGCUCCGCAUCGCUCCUACGAGGAACGAGCCGCGGCUCGGGAGCAAAUGAUGAGCAACAUUCGCGAGACUUCACAGCAGGACCGCCGCGUCUACGUCGGCAACCUAUCCUACGAUGUCAAGUGGCAUCACCUCAAGGACUUUAUGCGACAAGCCGGAGAAGUCUUGUUUGCCGACGUGUUGCUCCUUCCCAACGGAAUGUCCAAAGGAUGCGGGAUUGUUGAAUAUGCCACCCGGGAACAAGCUCAGCAGGCCGUCGCCCAGCUCAGCAACCAGAACCUUAUGGGUCGCUUGGUUUACGUCCGAGAAGAUCGCGAAGCCGAACCUCGCUUCAUCGGCGCCACGGCCGGCAACCGAGGCGGAUUCGGAGGCGGCAUGUCUGGCGGCUUCAACCCAGGCUACGGCGGCGCACCUGGAGGCGGCGGCGGUCGUCAGAUCUACGUCACCAACAUUCCAUUCAACGUGGGCUGGCAAGACCUGAAGGACUUGUUUCGACAAGCCACACGCAUCGGAGGCGUCAUUCGUGCCGAUGUGCACGUUGGUCCCGACGGCCGACCCAAGGGCUCAGGCAUCGUUGUCUUCGAGAGCCCUGACGACGCUAGGAACGCCAUUCAGCAGUUCAACGGAUACGACUGGCAGGGACGCAUGCUCGAGGUGAGAGAAGACCGGUUUGCGGCAGCCAGCGGCAUGGGCUUCCCUGCCCGCGGCGGAUUCGGUGGCGGCAUGCGCGGGGGCUUCGGCGGCGGCGGCGGCAAUUUCGGCCGCGGCGGAUUCGGGGGAGGGCGGGGUGGCUUUGCAUUCGGCGGACGAGGAGGCUUCCCUAGCGGCGGCGGCGGCGGCGGCGGCUUUGAUGCCCCCCCCGCUACCGCUGUCCCGCCGAAUCCCUUCACUGACAACGCCACGGCCGGCACGGAAAGGGGCCAGGUCAUCUAUGUCCGGAACCUCCCAUGGUCGACCAGCAAUGACGACCUGGUCGAGCUCUUCACCACGAUCGGCAAGGUCGAGCAGGCCGAGAUCCAGUACGAGCCAAGCGGCCGGUCUCGAGGCUCCGGCGUGGUUCGCUUCGACAGUCCUGAGACGGCCGAGACGGCCAUCGCCAAGUUUCAAGGCUACCAGUACGGCGGUCGCCCUUUGAAUCUCAGCUUUGUCAAGUACCUCAGCCAGGGCAGCGCCGACAACAUGGAGACGGAAGCCCACGGAGGCCUGACCCAGGAUCAGAUCAUGUGA
Molecule: messenger RNA, 1461 nt
Organism: Hirsutella rhossiliensis
Lineage: Eukaryota; Fungi; Ascomycota; Sordariomycetes; Hypocreales; Ophiocordycipitaceae
Product: RNA recognition motif domain-containing protein
Exons: 10
Coding region: 1-1461 (486 amino acids)
Cellular component (GO): nucleus; cytoplasm
Molecular function (GO): mRNA binding
Source: RefSeq, a predicted model, not a curated record